Messenger RNA from Cololabis saira (Pacific saury), 3362 nucleotides. RefSeq names its product transcription elongation factor A (SII), 3 (gene tcea3). The coding region runs from base 158 to 2407 and encodes 749 amino acids. Gene Ontology annotation, biological process: DNA-templated transcription; transcription elongation by RNA polymerase II. Gene Ontology annotation, molecular function: nucleic acid binding; zinc ion binding. The record is from RefSeq and is a predicted model, not a curated record. Gene Ontology annotation, cellular component: nucleus. The transcript is spliced from 21 exons. Lineage: Eukaryota; Metazoa; Chordata; Actinopteri; Beloniformes; Belonidae.
GCGGGUCAGCUGGGAGCAGGACACGCCUCUGACUGAAUGGAGAGCGCCGCGCGUAAAAGUCGGACCUGCAGCGCACCCAAACUUCCCCCACUUCUCCUGGUUCCGUUAAGAAUCAAACCAGCAUCGGAAAUUAGUUUAUAUUCGACUAAAUGCAGCGAUGACUCAAGAAGAAGACCUCAUCCGGAUCGCUAAAAAACUAGACAAGAUGGUGUCUAGAAAUAACACGGAUGGAGCCUUGGACCUGCUGAAAGAGCUGAAGGCCUUCAACAUGACACUAAAACUUCUCCAGGAAACGAGAAUUGGAAUGUCUGUGAACAGUAUCAGGAAACACUGCACAGAUGAAGAAGUCAUUGCCUUGGCAAAAGUCCUCAUUAAAGACUGGAAGAGACUUCUGGAUGCUGGCUGUUCUCACCCGGAGAAAGUGCCUGAAACAAAGAAUGGUUUGGACUCAAAAUCGUCAGCAGCUCCAAACUGCCCCCCCUCUGAGGCAAAAAGCAGUCACAGGAGGCUGGAUGUCAAAACAAAACCUGACUCAGACCCUAACAAAAAGUACUCUGAUAAAUACAGAAAAGAAAAACAGAAUGAUGACCACAUAAACACCAGGGACCCCGAGGACGAAAUGCACCUCAAGGACCUCAGAAAUGAGAAACAUCUUCAAGAAAAAGGGGAGAGGCAAACAUUCACGGAAAAUCCCAAGGUGGAGCGGGAUAAUAAGAAGCAGGAGCAUGCACAAGACCCGUGGAGUGGAAAACACAAGUUAGAUCAUCAAAUGAAAGACGGAGCAAUAGAAAAAAAGAAGAUGAGGCACUUGGAGAAGCUGAAGAGAGAGAAACACCCAGAGGAAUUAAAGAAGUAUGGAUAUGAUGUGAAGAAGGACAAAGACAGAGGAGAAAGCAGACACGACAGGCCGGCCAACGCGCCUCAGCGAGAGAGACCGCUGACUGAACCCCAGAGAGAGAAACCUGCCGAUGUUCACAGACCCAUGUUUGAAAGGAGAGGAGUGCUGGACAGCAGCAUUCUGUAUCCCACCCGCUUCCCCUCCCCUCCUCGACCUGCUCGACCGCCGUUGCCCGUCAAACGUCCGUCUUUGGACCAGAAAAAAGACAGAAGGGACAGCAAAGAAUCUGAACAUCCUCGUCCUCAUGCACCUAAACCAACCUCCCCGCCAGCUAAACGACCUGCAGAAGAAGUAAAGAAAGAGAGGAAAGUUCCGCCAGACCCAAAUGCUCCAAUAGCUCCUCUUCCUCUUCACCUUCAUCCUCCUCCAGCAAGAAAGAUGCCUCCAGACCCCAACGCUCCUCUUCCUCCGCUUCCUCUUCACCUUCACCCUCCUCCUCCUACACCGAAGCGUCCCUCACUGGAUGUGAAAAAGGAGAAAGACUGCAGGAAAUUGUCCACAGACUCGAAGCUUCCUGCACAGAAAAAGUCUGCAGAUGCUGUGAAGACAGACAGGAAAAACUCAGUGGAUAGCAAAGUGCCUAAAAAACACUCAGAUGAAGCCAAGAGAGAAAGGAAAGAUUCAUCCGAGUCCAAACCUCCUCCUCCAAAACAGCCCUGCGCUGAGGUCAAAAAAGAAAAACACAGGAAGGAUUCCUGUGACUCAAAGUCUGGCCAAGUUACCAAACACCUUUCAACUGACAGCAAACCUGAGAGAUGGGAGUCCAAUGAUUUGAAAAAAAGCAGUUCACCGCCAGCAAAGAAGCUCAUCAUGGGUGAAAGCUUGUUUCACAGGAGAGAGUCGCUCGGCUCGAAGCCUACGCAGCCCGGACCUCCGCAGAGGAAGCUCUCCACCGACUGCAUUGAAAGGAAAAGUAAAGCAGAAACGCCCAGAACUCCCACCACCCCGACCAGCCCCAUGUCGCCCAGCUUUGCUUCACCUGGGGGGCCGCUGCCCCCUCACCUGUCCACCGGAGACUCCGUCAGAGACAAGUGCGUGGAGAUGCUGGCAGCUGCCCUGCGCACAGACGAUGAUUACAAAGUUUUUGGAUCUAACUGUGACAGCAUGGGAGCAGAGAUUGAAGAUCAUAUCUACCAGGAGAUCAAAGCCACCGAUAUGAAGUACAAGAACAGAGUGCGGAGCCGCAUCAGCAACUUGAAGGACCCCAAGAACCCGGGGCUUCGCAAAAAUGUCCUCGCGGGAGCCAUCGAGCUAAGACGCAUCGCCACCAUGUCUGCCGAGGAAAUGGCCAGUGACGAGCUGAAACAGCUGAGGAACGUUCUCACCCAGGAGGCCAUCAGGGAGCACCAGAUGGCCAAAACUGGUGGCACCACCACAGACCUGCUGCAGUGCGGCAAGUGCAGGAAGAAGAACGUCACCUACAACCAGGUUCAGACACGCAGUGCUGAUGAGCCAAUGACUACAUUUUGUCUGUGCAACGAGUGUGGAAAUCGGUGGAAAUUCUGCUGAUCCUCCCAAGGUGAAACUACAUUUCCUCAGAUGCUUAUUUUCUAUAACUGGAUGGAAAAGGAGUUUGUUGAUUAUUGCAGCUGGUGGUUUAAAAGAUAAUGUUGUUUUUUUCAAUUUUUACUUGAACACUUAUGAUUUAUAAGCAUGUGCUAGUAAUUAAGGGUUAAUUAAUGUGGAUUUAAUGACUGAGUGUGAAUGUCAGUUAGAUAACUGAGUUGAUAAAUCAACCAACUUGUAACUUUAAUUAUAAUCACGGUGCUGUCAUGAUGCAGAUUCAUAAUCUGGUUAGUGAGACGUGUCAUACUACAGAUGCUCACAUUGUACAUAUCUAAUUCCAAUAAAAUUGCAUAAAAUAUGGGUGUGGUUGCUUUUUAAAUGGAUUUUAACAGAAGGGCUGUUUAUUUUAAUCCAGCUGUUUUCCCUUUUUUUAAUUGUGAUGUCAAAAUAGAACUUGAGUAUGAAUCAUAAACGUAAUUUCAGGCACACUAAUAGAAAACCCCUUUUUUUUUAUGAAAAAAGUUUCUCAUAAAAAACUGCAGUGAGGAAAAAAUAGAUGUGAUGAUUUAAUAUAACGUUACCUUCAGUCUGUCGAUAUUCAAUGAAGUCAAUGAACCAACAUCCCACACAGAAUGAUUGUAAAUGUAUAUUUUGGAAACUUCUUUUUUGUUGCACUACUAGACGACAAUGGUAGAUGGCGACAAUUCACCAGAAAACACACUGCUGUUUCAUCUCCACCGGUAACGCAGUUUUGUCAGUAACCAAAGAAAAGUGCAUUGCUGAAUUCGUAAAUUGAGAAUAUCAGAUACAUCCUGCAAUAUUUAAGAGUGAAAACUGGCUUUCUAAUAAUAUUGACCCUGAAAUUAACAAUGGAUAAAAUAGUAAUUUCACUGACUGCAUUGACUGGUGUUUUGUCACUUUAAAUUCUUAUACAACACAUUAAAUUCAUAGUCCAUGC